Molecule: messenger RNA, 2354 nt
Organism: Schistocerca serialis cubense
Lineage: Eukaryota; Metazoa; Arthropoda; Insecta; Orthoptera; Acrididae
Exons: 3
Coding region: 64-1653 (529 amino acids)
Source: RefSeq, a predicted model, not a curated record
GCCACAACCUGCCGUUGCACCACCAUUUCGAAGUUUUGAUGAAACCCACGAGACUUGGCGGGAAUGGUCCCGCCAGUUUGCCUUCCACCUCGCCGCCUACAGAAUUCAAGGCGGCCGGUGCUGAGUGAACGCCUGCUGGACUACCAGGAGUGGUACCUCUCCUUUCGUGACGACUUCAGCGCGCAGUGCGAGGAGCAGCAGCCAAAGGCGGCAGAGAUGUUCGGUGUCGCCGACGCGGUCUACUCCUUCUAUCGGAUCAACUGGCUGACAACUAAAUAUAGCCCAUCUGUCAGAGACUUCAUAGAUGAGAAGUGGCAGCUGGAGGACCAAAGCAACGCCGUGCUCAACGUGGACACUGACUGCCUGCAGCUGUUGGCUGAUGUCCUGGAGCACCCCACGUGCCCACUGGACGACCUGCCACCGGAGACCAUCCAGCAGCGCCUACAGUGCCGCGAGCAGCUGUGGGGCGACGUGGUGCAGAGGUCGCCCCACGUACCCGUCACCAGCUACCUGGCCUACACGCAGAGGGUGAACGUCAACCUCUGUCUGCUGGCCUGGAUGGCAGUCAACUCGUUUGGCAUUUGUCAGGACGUCCCAUUCAGUAUCAUGCAAUCCGUGCACGACGCUCGCUGCUACUUCGAUAGUACUGACGACCAGUCGUGUAUGGAAUCGAACACCACAGACGCCCUCUGCUCUGUCUCCAGAGCUAUUCUGCUGCUCAAGUGUCACGACUUUUCUUUCCACGAAUCUACUGAGCUGUGUGCCGUCAGAUAUUACGGAGCUGGACUGUACCCAGAUGACUUCAAAGCAACGUGGUCAAAUCCCCUCAAAGGUUAUGUAAAGCCAACAGAAAGGACACUGAGUUACAAAGAGAGUUUACAUAGUGCCACCUUGAAAUACAAGAAUUUUAAAAUCGACAGGUUAAAACCUUUAGAAAUAUCGUUCGUAGUGGUAAAUAUUCUUUUCCGUUUUUUGACUGCCGGACUGUACAUGCGCCUUCCACAUUUACGUAAUCUGCCUGGAAAGAUUUUCUUGUUCUUCCAGAUCACGGGUAUAGUCCAGAUCCUGUGUUCUGAGGUCGUUUAUCGGUUGGCAGGCGUCCCCGACUUAUCUGUAAUGGUACUGAUCGAUAGCGCCCUCACGUUUCUCAGCUGUACCUGGCUAAACUCAUUCUGCUACCACAUGUACGCUUGUGUUCGUCAUCUGAGGCUUCCUAACGAGCUAGCACCUACUGAAGCAAGCCAGAUAUUCCGUCGUCAGGUGCUGUGUGUGCUAAUACCCUGGGGUAUAGUAUGCGCAACCUGUAUCGCUUUGGAAAAAACGGCCAGGUACUAUCUGAUCUAUAGUCGGAUAAUAUUGCUUGGGGCGAUCUCACUAUCGAUAUCUUUCAACUUGGUUUGUCUCGUUCUGGUGGGGAUCAUGUACCUACGAACUCGGAAAUCAAUGCAGCAACUAAAAAUUUAUAGGAAGGGUAAAUUUGCCUCAAAGAAAGAACUUGUUUUUAUGUCAGUUAAAACUGUAAUCUUAAGUGGAAUUGGGAUUAUUAUUAGAAUUGGGUUUCACCAGGUACAGGACGUGGCACAGCUUGUGUACUGUGUACAUAUAGCUACAAUGGUGCAGGGACCACUGAUGUAUGUUUUUUUUCAUUUGUAACGGAACAACGCUCCCCAUACUCAAGAAGAUGAUACUGGCGGGUUUCAACCCAGACAUCACCAUCCCGGAGCAAGAGCUGUGCUCAGCAGCUGAGAGAAAUCUAGCGAGGAGGGUGAAAGAACAGGCUGCCGUUGCAGAAUCCUCGUUGUAACCUCUGUAAGCAUUCUUCUGAAAGGAUUGUCUUUCACUAUAGAUCGUUCUAAAGCGUGUGAUUAGUCAUACAGACAGAACCUAGCAGACGAGACAAAAUUAACUGCGACUGAUUUCGCAAAACAGUGCCUCAGAUUUAUAAUUGAUUCUAUAUUUACAAAUAAUUACUUAUUUGUAUGUGGUUGCAUAGAAGACUGUAAUAAUUAGUUAUAGGUGUCCUACAUAAUCUCAAGUGAACACACAGAAGUUAAAUAAGAGUUUUACAUAGGAGUGGACUAAUGCGCUUUUGUGGGAUGGGAUGUUGAGUUGGUGAUAUAGAGGUACACAAAAGUGAUACACAGGACGUCAAAAAGUAAUCUGUACCCUGUGUUGUAGUCUUAAACAAGGAAGAACACCAUUUAAAAAAGGAUUUAUGCAGAUAGUAUUAUGGUAGGAAAGAGAUGUGCCAGAAGUUGAACUGAAAGGACAUACAUUUUUCCAUAAGUGUAACAGCGUAGUAUGUACUGUUUAUUGUGAAUUGUUACCAAUAAAAGAACGGCCAUAAGAAAUGA